ACCACCUAGAUGGUGAGGGAGUGCUGGUAUGAGUACGUACUGUGCGGAGUGUAUGUGGGUGUGGGUGUGAGUGUGAGUGAGUGAAUGAGUGCAUGCACCUUGUCUAGUUGCUCUGGUAGAAGAUAGAUGAUAGUCAACUCUGUAAACAACUUCUAGUUUAGUUUCGGUGGAUUCCUUAGGAAAUUAACCAUCUCACCGUAGUUUGAUUGGUUCCAGUGGGCCCGGGGAUCAUGGAUUUGAUACCAGUUAAUGUCAAUAACCCUCAGUCUGCGCUUUCCGUCGAAACCGAGGACAUUCCAAAUGAUCCAGGGAAAAUGUUCAUCGGGGGCUUAAGUUGGCAAACCACACCGGAGGGUCUAAAGGAAUACUUUGGCAAGUAUGGAGACAUCUCUGAGGUGAUGGUCAUGAAAGAUCCGAGUACAAGACGUUCCAGAGGCUUUGGAUUUGUGACAUUUUCCGAUGCAAACAGCGUGGACCAAGUAUUAGCCCAUGGGCCUCACGAUUUAGAUGGUAAAAAGAUUGAUCCAAAAGUAGCAUUUCCUAGGAGAACCCAUCCCAAGCUUGUGACGAGAACAAAGAAGAUAUUCGUCGGAGGAAUAUCAGCGACAACAUCCUUGGAAGAUAUCAAAAAAUACUUUGAACAAUUUGGAGAGAUCGAAGAUGCUAUGCUCAUGUUCGACAAGCAAACAAACCGUCACCGUGGCUUUGGCUUUGUAACAUUUGUUAAUGAAGAUAUCGUCGAUAAAGUGUGCGAAAUUCAUUUCCAUGAGAUCAAUAACAAGAUGGUGGAAUGUAAAAAAGCUCAACCAAAGGAGGUGAUGCUGCCUGCUUGUCCCACGGGCCGUGGUCGUCCCACCACCAUGGCGUCAUUUCGAGGAGGCUACGGUGAGUUUAUUCUGCCCCAGAGCAAUGCCGAUCCUUUGGCCAGCUUUCGCUUUUCCCCGUACGCCCUGCCGCAAUUGGGUGCCACGGGCUCCAGUCUCGACACCACGGGGUCCAACGCUGCCGCCGCUGCAGCGGCCUCAUUUCACACUAUGUCCAUGGCCAAUUCGGGAGCCAUUCAUGUACCCAACCAUAUGUUCAUGCAGCAAGCUGCCGUAGCCCAAAUGGCCCUGGCAACAGCCGGUGUCCUCUCCCCGAACCCCGUACUUAAUUUCAAUUCCCUGUCCUCCAUGAACAACUCUCCAGGACAGAUUGGAAGUAGUUCAUCCUCGUCUUUGGCCGACAUAGCUCUUCAUCACGCAAGUACUCAUUUUCAAAACUUUGCCACGAGUAAUACCCCUACAACGUCCCAGCCGCAUUGUGCAGGAGCGAGUUAUGACAAGCAGCACUUGUUGCAUCAUCAUCAUCAGCAACAGCAGCAACAACAGCAACAGCAUCAUAAUCAGCAGCAGCAGCAGCAACAUCACCAUCAUCAGGUGCAGCAGCAGCAGCAGCAACAACAACAACGGUUAAGUAAGCACUUGGGCGAAGGGGGUGUUGGGAGUGGCAUGAUGGAGUUGAGUUCCGCCAUGGAUCCCAGCACGCAUUGUUCGCCGAAUGAAAACAACUUACUUCACCUUAAAGCAAUGCCGGUCAGGUUUUAACUUGACCCUUCUUUCACUUUGGCAGCAACACUUGCAAACGACUGCAACUAUUCAUGAGCAAUAAUAACUAAUAAUAGCCACGAUUAUUUUGAAACCAAUAUUUCUCUGAGAUUUGUCUUCCCGAACAAUGAAGGCGUUGAGCAUUGUCAUUGUUGAACAUAAUAACAAUAACACCAAUAAUGAAAUUGAAGCUAGGUAUAAGCGCAAAAAUAAUAACUCAACAUUGGCAAUGUGAUCACAUAUUGUAAUCCGAUACUACACAGUACUGAGAGGUGCAGCGAACAAAAUGAAGCUUUAUAAUGACAUGGUUCGAUUACAGUUGGGUUGGCCCUCUUGUUCUUGUUGGUCUGUUCGUUUGUCUUUGUCUUUUUAUGCUUUCAUUGUCUCAUUCAUUCGAUUUCCAUUUUCAUUUCAUUCAUUGUUGUUAGUUGUAUUACUAGCAUCAAUGUCCAAAUUUCAUCCCUUUGGCAUCGACGAUUUCGAAUUACUAUUAACACUAUUUUCAUCAUCAUUACUAUUCUCAUUACUUCCCAAAAGCUACGAGACGGUCAGCUGGAUUGCUUGGCAUGUAAAAUAGCUUGGUGUGUCAUCUCAUAAGUCCCUACCGCAAAAAACGAAUUUGAUUCACUAACUUAUUCAAGUUCUGAUACUUGGGUUUUCAUCCUUGGUUCAUGAUAGCCUUUGAAAGGUCUGAGUUUUUGUACUAAAGAGCCCCAACUUGAUCUGGAAUCAUAACUAACCGCUUAUGUUCAAAACGCAAGGUUUUAACCAAUACUUGCAUCACCUCUGAUAAUUUCUGUUCAAGUGACCCUGUUUGUUUGGAAUCUGCGUCAAUCAAGGCCAUAUCUGAAAGACGAUAAGUUUAUAUAUGAGGUCACAAAUAUCAGUAGACUAUUUUUGCGUGUGUGCAAUAUGCCCACGAGAUGCAAGCUCUCCUAGUUUCUUAGAACAUGCCUGGACUAGAAGCAAUACAAUCGCUAGUCCAUUUGACCAAAAUGGCGAGCUAUUCAUAACCUUCGUUUGAUACAUAUUACACAACUUAACACCAAGUCAAGCAAGGUGGUCAUCAAGGACCACGGAGUGAGAACCCCAUCAUAACGUACAUUCCUGCUUCAAAACCAAUGAGAACAAAUCUGAUGACAGAAAAAAAGCGAUGAAACAAAGCCAAUCAUCGUCAAUUUUGGUGCUACUGACAGGAACUUUGAGAUCGAAAAUUCUCAAAGCAGAGAUGUCAACCUUGUUCCCAUGUUGUUCAGAACUAACAAUUCGAAGCGAUACGAUCAAAACUACCACAUUAGGAAAGGAUUUAGAAAUACUAAAGAUGUUGCUGUUGUCCUUCUGCAAUUGGCUUGAUGAUCAUGUAUCUAGCGCCCAACAACCGGAAAUGACCCCUACAAUCCCAUUGGCGAUUCCUCACGCCAACAAACAUUUUCGUCUGUGGUUAAUUUUUUGCCAAACCUAACGAAUCCUUUGCAAAAAUACGAAAUCAAUAAGAACUCCCAUGAUUACCCACAUUAACAUUAAUAUGAUUGUUUUUGAUUUUGGUUUUUUACUAGUUAGACCGUAAACAGAUGAUGCUACUGAUAACGAUAUGCCACUGUCCUUUGUUGUUCUACCAACAUGGUUGAGAAAAUAUAUUAAUCAUGAUGAGAAACUGA
Messenger RNA from Tigriopus californicus, 3244 nucleotides. RefSeq names its product RNA-binding protein Musashi homolog Rbp6-like. The record is from RefSeq and is a predicted model, not a curated record. The transcript is spliced from 8 exons. Gene Ontology annotation, molecular function: RNA binding. Gene Ontology annotation, cellular component: cytoplasm. The coding region runs from base 231 to 1586 and encodes 451 amino acids. Lineage: Eukaryota; Metazoa; Arthropoda; Copepoda; Harpacticoida; Harpacticidae.